AUGUUGCCUAUUCAACAUUUCGUGAGUUUGUUGCUGGUGUGUAGCAUUUCUCCUGUUUUGCUGGUGGAUGGUCAAAAGAAACUCAUUGCUCCAAGAUGGAUACCCAAGUCCAGACCCUUCAAGGGAGAGAACAACGUUGCCCAGUUAACAGGAAGUGACAUCAAUCUUACUUGUCCAGCAUCAGGAAAUCCUACACCAAAAACAACGUGGUACAAAAACGGGGAUUGGUUUAAUGCUAGUCAACGAUUAAAUACAGAAACCAGACGAUUCUCAUUGCUGCUAAAUGAUACACAGACAUCAGACACGGGAGAAUAUAGCUGUGUGGUCCAUAAUUCAGAGGGUAGUCUCAAUUUCACAUAUACUGUCAAUAUCAUUCGAAGACCUUGGCCACUAGAGGUAGAGGAGCCUCAGAAUGUCACAGUGAUGGAGGGAGAGAGGGUAGUGUUCCGAUGCCGCGUCUUGAAUGACCCAGAUGCCACCACUCAGUGGAUAAAGCGGGACACUGAAGUUGGUGAUACAGGUGGAUACAAUAAAGAUAUUUAA
This is a messenger RNA of Saccostrea echinata, 543 nucleotides long. Its product is annotated as fibroblast growth factor receptor-like 1. Gene Ontology annotation, biological process: cell adhesion; axon guidance. The transcript is spliced from 5 exons. Gene Ontology annotation, molecular function: protein binding. Bases 1 to 543 code for a protein of 180 amino acids. The record is from RefSeq and is a predicted model, not a curated record. Lineage: Eukaryota; Metazoa; Mollusca; Bivalvia; Ostreida; Ostreidae. Gene Ontology annotation, cellular component: plasma membrane.